Molecule: messenger RNA, 426 nt
Organism: Talaromyces marneffei
Lineage: Eukaryota; Fungi; Ascomycota; Eurotiomycetes; Eurotiales; Trichocomaceae
Exons: 4
Coding region: 1-426 (141 amino acids)
Biological process (GO): negative regulation of Arp2/3 complex-mediated actin nucleation; actin filament debranching
Cellular component (GO): actin cortical patch
Molecular function (GO): Arp2/3 complex binding; actin binding
Source: RefSeq, a predicted model, not a curated record
AUGACCGAUACACGCUUAUACACAUUCUCGCCAGAGACGAGAGAGGAACUGAGAAAGUUUCGCCUGGGAACAUCUCGAGCAAAGGAUCCUCAAGCCCGAAUCUACAUGAUCGACGUCAAAACAAAAGAAAUCCGCGCAGAAAGCAACGACACCUACUCAAAACUAGAAGACAUCGCCGACGAACUCCCCGAUUCGUCGCCACGAUUCGUCUUGUUGAGUUAUCCCCAUACAUUGGUAUCUGGACGUCUGUCCGUUCCCUAUGUUCUGCUUUACUAUCUUCCCGAGAACUGUAACCCUUCGUCUCGGAUGAUGUAUGCUGGUGCCGUGGAACUGUUCCGCAACACCGCUGAGGUGCAGCGUGUCAUUGAAGUGGAGAGUGAAGGGGAUGUGCUUGAUAUUGAGAAGAAGUUGAACAAUGCUAAUUAG